CAGCUCCUAUCUGCCACUAACCACAGAUCGUCGCAGACUGGACCAAACUAACCUCUGUGAUUUGGCUUCUAACCUUUAAUAACGCUCAUUCUGUGAAAUCCUGCUUUGGGAAGACUUGUCUUCAUUUAUGGGAUAGUUUCAUUAAAAAACGAAUAUGGAGUUAAAAGAUUUAGAAAACGACAAAGCAAUAAAAGAAAAAUUGUCAAAUCUUCGCAAUAGUGUGCAAAAAAUUAAGAAAAUACUCGAUACAGCCCUAGAAGCUGAUACCAGCCAGUUCUCCUUAAAAGAUCAAGUAGAGUUUGAUUUAUUUCUUACCUAUGCAUUAAACGCGCUGUACUGGAUGUAUCUGAAAACCAAAGGCGAAGAUCCAAAUUUCCAUGAUGUUAAAAACCAGUUAGCUAGAGUUAAGGACUACAUGGUCAAAGCGAAACAGGCUGACGAACGAAAUACAAUAAGACCUAAAGUAAAUCAAGCUGUUGCAGCGAGAUUUGUAAAACAUGGGAUUCAUCACAAAGAGGAAGAACAACCUCCCAAUAAAAAAAUAAAAUUUGCGGAUUAAACUUAGUUAUUUUUUAUAAAAAAAAUAAAUAAAAGUUAAAAGGCACUCAGUGCACUGUUGUUCAAGGGAUUGAACAUUUCUUUAAAUAACUAGUUUCUAAUUAUACUUUAUUCUAAUAAAAACUUUUUAUUCUCUUAA
This is a messenger RNA of Dendroctonus ponderosae (mountain pine beetle), 697 nucleotides long. RefSeq names its product nuclear nucleic acid-binding protein C1D-like. Gene Ontology annotation, biological process: regulation of gene expression; maturation of 5.8S rRNA. Gene Ontology annotation, molecular function: DNA binding; RNA binding. The coding region runs from base 155 to 559 and encodes 134 amino acids. Gene Ontology annotation, cellular component: nucleolus; exosome (RNase complex). The record is from RefSeq and is a predicted model, not a curated record. Lineage: Eukaryota; Metazoa; Arthropoda; Insecta; Coleoptera; Curculionidae. The transcript is spliced from 2 exons.